AUGAUGAACCCAGACGAUGGUGAUUCGGAGGAACUGGAGGCCGUCCCAUCGGACAUGUUUGACAGCGGCCCUUCGUCCGUGUCGGCGCUAGGCUGGGCGACAGGAGCUUUCAAGGGGGUUUCCUCAAGAGUAGAAGGCGUUUCGUCGAGGAUGUCACUACGGGCGAAGGACAUGCUGUCCUCGGUGGCCGACGACCACGACAACAACAACGUCUCCUCCUCCCCCCACUCCAACGGCUCUGCAGCCGGCGCUGCUCGCAGCAACGGGACUCUCGGCCUCUUCAACAACGGCAACAGCAGCAGCGCCAGCGGCAUCCUUAACGGCAUCGCGGACGAGGUGCCGGCGGUGCCGGCGGUGCCGGCGGUAGACGAAGCCGAGGUGUCACGAUUGGUCGCGUCGAUGGACUCGACCACGCAGCUGGCGGAGAAAAUGGUCGCCAUGAACAAGCUGUCGAACGUGCUAGGAGAUGAUGCGGGGCAGGCUUCUCAGAUGGCCCUCUGCUCCGUGGCAGAGGCGCUGGUAGCGAUGUUGCGCGACGCCGAGUUCUUCGACCCGUUCUUCGCCAACGCCUGCAUCGCCUGCGCACAGCAGCUAUUGGAGGCUCAGGGAGAAGCGUUUGCGGCGGAAAUGGUGAACGCUGGGGCGGCGCAAGCGUUGAUACCCCUGCUGGACCCUAAGUUCGAGCUCAUCCGUAUAGAAGGCUUGGCGUGUUUGGAAGCGCUGCUAGUGGCAGAGCGCGCGAAGGUGUGCUCCCAGAUCGUGGGCGUUCCAACGGGUAUGCAGGCGUUGGUUGAUCUCCUUGACGACCGGGGGGCGUACCCCCCCCCGUCGACCUGCAAAACUUCGUGGCGUUUCAAGAUGGCUUCGACAAGCUCUUCAAAGCAGCCGAUGCCUGCGAGAUCUCCGGAGAUGUCUCCCUCAAAGCCCUGGCAGCUGUCAGCGGCGCCCUGA
This is a messenger RNA of Ectocarpus siliculosus, 951 nucleotides long. Lineage: Eukaryota; Phaeophyceae; Ectocarpales; Ectocarpaceae. The record is from the annotation of a GenBank genome assembly.